This is a messenger RNA of Nezara viridula (southern green stink bug), 847 nucleotides long. Lineage: Eukaryota; Metazoa; Arthropoda; Insecta; Hemiptera; Pentatomidae. The record is from the annotation of a GenBank genome assembly.
UGAAAGUAGAACAAAGUUAACCUUCUUGUUCCUUGUUUAUAUUGGUGUUGUUUUAGAUAAGUUUCCCUUUGAAGAGUUAAAAGUUUAACCAUGGCCGACUUUCUUGAAAUUGACGAUGUUGAAGGUAUCGAGAUGGAUGAAGAAGGUGAAGAGGAAGGCGAUGCAGGUAUAGCUCUAUUGAAAGAAAAAGCUAACAAACGUAAAGGGCGAGGGUUUGAUGACAAAAUCCACAGGGAAGAAUUAGAAUAUGAAGGUAUAGAGGAUGAAGAUGAUAGAGACCCAGGACCUCAGAGGUCCGUAGAAGGAUGGAUAUUGUUUGUCACAUCAAUCAAUGAAGAAGCACAAGAAGAAGAUUUGAUUGAAAAAUUUUCAGAAUUUGGUGAAAUUAAAAAUAUACAUUUAAAUCUUGACAGGAGAACUGGAUUUCUUAAAGGUUAUGCCCUUAUUGAAUAUAAUCUUUAUAAAGAAGCACUUUCAGCAAAGGAAGCAUUAGACGGAACUGAAAUUCUGGGCCAAACAAUACAAGUGGAUUGGUGUUUUGUUACUGGACCAAAGAAAACUACUAAGAGAAGAUCUCACAAAAAAUAAGCAGUUUUUUAAGACCUAUUAUAUACACGUGAUCACUCCAACACUGUUCUAUAGUGGCAUUGUUUUUGAGUGAUUUAUUUUUUAAUAAAUUAAUACUUCUACUAAUUUUGCCUUUAACUUCAUGUUUCAUUACAAAAUUAAGGUGUUUUCAUUCAAAUUUGUAAUAUUGUUUUCAGUUUUAAACUGAUCAAAUUUAAAAGUAAGUUUUUUAAUUUUGUCAAAUGUUAAUCUUGCUUAAAUAAAUAGUAUAAUUUUUUUU